CAACUCGCGGCCCAAUGGCAGCGGCGCGCGGGCACGCCGGGGGUGGGCCCGGCGCGCCCGACUUUUCCAGAAGACCCGGAUAGUACCUCCCAGCCACGCCGAGCCGGCUCUGGGCACUCUGCACGCCGGCUUUUCCCGUCUUCGUCUGUUAAACCUGCCAUGGCGGCCGUGAAGACCCUGAACCCCAAGGCCGAGGUGGCCCGAGCCCAGGCGGCGCUGGCGGUCAACAUCAGCGCGGCUCGGGGGCUGCAGGACGUGCUGAGGACCAACUUGGGGCCUAAGGGCACCAUGAAGAUGCUUGUUUCUGGCGCCGGAGACAUCAAGCUUACCAAAGACGGCAAUGUGCUGCUUCACGAAAUGCAAAUUCAACACCCAACAGCCUCCUUAAUAGCAAAAGUGGCAACAGCCCAGGAUGACAUAACUGGUGAUGGUACUACUUCCAAUGUCCUAAUCAUUGGAGAGCUGCUGAAACAGGCGGAUCUCUACAUUUCUGAAGGGCUUCAUCCCAGAAUAAUCACUGAAGGAUUUGAAGCUGCAAAGGAAAAGGCCCUUCACUUUUUGGAACAAGUCAAAGUAAGCAGAGAGAUGGAUAGGGAAACACUUAUAGAUGUGGCCAGAACAUCUCUUCGUACUAAAGUUCAUGCUGAACUUGCAGAUGUCUUAACAGAGGCUGUGGUGGACUCCAUUUUGGCCAUUAAAAAACAAGAUGAACCUAUUGACCUCUUCAUGGUUGAGAUCAUGGAGAUGAAACAUAAAUCUGAAACUGACACAAGCUUAAUCAGAGGGCUUGUUUUGGACCAUGGAGCCCGGCAUCCUGAUAUGAAGAAAAGAGUAGAAGAUGCGUACAUCCUGACAUGCAAUGUGUCAUUAGAAUAUGAAAAAACAGAAGUGAAUUCUGGCUUUUUUUACAAGAGUGCAGAAGAGAGAGAAAAACUAGUAAAAGCUGAAAGAAAAUUCAUUGAAGAUAGAGUUAAAAAAAUAAUAGAACUGAAAAAGAAAGUUUGUGGUGAUUCAGAUAAAGGAUUUGUUGUUAUUAAUCAAAAGGGAAUUGACCCCUUUUCCUUAGAUGCUCUUGCAAAAGAAGGCAUAGUAGCUCUGCGCAGAGCUAAAAGGAGAAAUAUGGAGAGGCUGACUCUUGCUUGUGGUGGAGUAGCUCUAAAUUCUCUUGAUGACCUAAAUCCUGACUGCUUGGGACAUGCGGGACUUGUUUAUGAGUAUACAUUGGGAGAAGAGAAGUUCACCUUUAUUGAGAAAUGUAACAAUCCUCGUUCUGUCACAUUAUUGGUCAAAGGACCAAAUAAGCACACACUCACUCAAAUCAAAGAUGCAAUAAGAGAUGGCUUGAGGGCUGUCAAGAAUGCUAUUGAUGAUGGCUGUGUGGUUCCAGGUGCUGGUGCAGUAGAAGUGGCAAUGGCAGAAGCCCUAAUUAAAUAUAAGCCCAGUGUAAAGGGUAGGGCCCAACUUGGAGUCCAAGCAUUUGCUGAUGCAUUGCUCAUUAUCCCCAAGGUUCUUGCUCAGAACUCUGGUUUUGACCUUCAGGAAACGUUAGUUAAAAUUCAGGCUGAACAUUCGGAAUCAGGUCAACUUGUGGGUGUGGACUUGAACACAGGUGAGCCAAUGGUGGCAGCAGAAGUAGGCGUAUGGGAUAACUAUUGUGUAAAGAAACAGCUUCUUCACUCCUGCACUGUGAUUGCCACCAACAUUCUCUUGGUUGAUGAGAUUAUGCGAGCUGGAAUGUCUUCUCUGAAAGGUUGAAUUGAAGCUUCCCUUGUGUCUGAAUAUUGAAAACUCUCCAAAGUGAUCCUGAGGAAGAUAGCUGUGGAAUUUUUGUCCAAGCAUCAAGUGGUUUUCAAAGGAAUUUUCUUUGCCCAUAUGAAAAAAGGAGAGAACACUGGCACCUAUUUAAAUUCUGAAGUUCUGAAAUUAUAAUUACAGUAUUUUUUAAAUUGCACUGAAAUACACACACAUAAAAGGAGGUCCUUUUUACCUAGCGAACAGAAUGUUUUGCUUUAGCUGCAGUGACAAAUUACAUGUUAGAUAAACAUAUGUUAUCUACCUUGUUAUUAAAUAUUCCUUGAAAAAUUUUAAUGGUUUAAUAAUUUCUUAUGUGGAUGUAUUUUAUCCAACAGUACCCUACUGUUAAGCAUUUAAGGUGAAAAUUUUUAUGCUAAUAUAAAUAACAAGUAAUUUAUGAUUUUGAAAGCAUCCCUGUUUCCUUAGUAUAAAUUUCUAUGAGUAAAAUUAUUGGAUCAGUUAGACUUACCACGCUUUUGAAAUAGCUUUGCUAAAAUGUUCCCCCAGAAAAGUGGGAGAUAGGAGGAGUAAACUAGAGCCAGGGGAGUCCAGAGUGGCAAAAGUAGACGAGGCAGAAGUAAGAUGGCUGAAGGCCUGGUGACAAAGAACUAAAUAGGGCUACCAGGUGAAAUGUGAGAUUUUUAGGCUGACAGUAUUUUCAAGCCUCUGAACUUUGCUGAUGCGAAAUAUCCAUCUCAAAUCCCCUAGUAUCGUGUUUUUUCACUUGGCUUACUGUUCUCUCCUACAUGUUUCCACGAGAUUGUUUUUAUAUCGUUGGUCUCUCUGCAGUCCUUGAAGGUGAAGUUGUGUGUUACUCAGCUUUGUAUUUUGAGGGCGUUAGCAGCUGCCUACAGUAAGAGUGCAAUAAAUGUUUAGUUGAAACA
Molecule: messenger RNA, 2678 nt
Organism: Lemur catta (Ring-tailed lemur)
Lineage: Eukaryota; Metazoa; Chordata; Mammalia; Primates; Lemuridae
Gene: CCT6A
Product: chaperonin containing TCP1 subunit 6A
Exons: 14
Coding region: 160-1755 (531 amino acids)
Biological process (GO): protein folding
Cellular component (GO): chaperonin-containing T-complex
Molecular function (GO): ATP hydrolysis activity; ATP-dependent protein folding chaperone; ATP binding
Source: RefSeq, a predicted model, not a curated record